GUCAAAUUAAUAAUAACAGAGCAGAAAAAGUAAUUCUGCAGUAGCCCGAUAUCAUUCUCCCACGUUUUGGCCUUCGUGAUUUGUUGAUAUUGAACAUACCGCGACCGUACUGGUGUACGACGAUAUCUUCACUUUUCGCCGGAAGUUUAAGCACGCCAUGGUAAUGUUGCGAUCCGUGCUAUCAUCUGCCCGACGCAUUCCGUUGAUCAAGUUCCGCAAGGGAGGCCCCUUUUUGGACACGGUCGGCCAAACUGCCGGUGGAGCAACCGGCUCGGCAGCAGCAGCAGCACCGGCGCAUGCACGGUCCGUGUCGUCCGGAGAAGCGAUCGAGGAAUGGCAGCUGCCGGCGCGCUACCGUAGGAAACCUAUCGAUGACGUCGAGAUGGAAUGGAUCAACCGCGGAGGACCGCCAGCUUAAAGUGAUCACCACCAAGAACGGCGCUCCCUUCCUUUUUGCACUUCCGGCCAAACGAAGGAGGGAUCAUGCGUUCUCUAGUCUUGUGAAGCAAGCGCAAACAAAAUCAUUUAUGUGUAGGCGUAGGGACAAAGUCCGUUCCGGGGGAGUACAGCUUACCUUCGAUACGAGACCAGUGCUACUUUACAAAUCCAACCAACUUUCGUCUCUCAUCGGCUUACUUAUGUCUCUCAUCCCGACGGAAGUAGUCUCACGAUAUCCUAUAAAUUUUAACUGAAAUAUCCUCCACCGGAACCGGUUGGUGAAGGACCUUGUAAAUCGAUAUAAAUCGCAGCGCGAAUAUUAUGCAUUCGACUGGGGCAGCUUUCUGUGGAUGGAGCGAUGGCGUGGCGGAUGCUGAAUAAAAAACAAAAAUAAAUAUUCUAUCGAUAUCAACAAUGGUGCUACUG
Molecule: messenger RNA, 864 nt
Organism: Anopheles coustani
Lineage: Eukaryota; Metazoa; Arthropoda; Insecta; Diptera; Culicidae
Product: alpha-ketoglutarate dehydrogenase component 4
Exons: 2
Coding region: 158-418 (86 amino acids)
Biological process (GO): 2-oxoglutarate metabolic process
Source: RefSeq, a predicted model, not a curated record